CAGACGGGUGGACUCUGAGAUGCACACCCCAUGCACACACCCCAUGUCCUGAUGCUCCCCUGGCCCACAGGUGGAUGGAGAGGAGGAGGAGGAGCUGAUUCCAGAACCCGAACCAGAGCCAGAGCCAGAGCCAGAGAAGGCAGAUGAGGAGAAUGGAGAGAAGGAAGAAGUCCCAGAGACACCCCCAGAGCCCCCCAAGAAAGCACCUCCUCCACCUCCCGCAAAGAAGGAAGAAGCCAGAGGCGUCGGCAUGGAGUUCUGGGGAGAGCUGGAAGUGCAGAGGGUCAAGUUCUUGAACUACCUCUCCCGGAACUUCUACACACUGCGCUUCCUCGCCCUCUUCUUGGCGUUCGCCAUUAACUUCAUCCUGCUAUUUUAUAAGGUCUCAGAUUCCCCGCCAGGGGAGGAUGACUUUGAGGGCUCCGCAGCUGGGGACCUGUCCGGGGCAGGGUCUGGAGGUGGCUCCGGCUGGGGCUCGGGGCCUGGCGAGGAGGCCGAGGGCGACGAGGAUGAGAACAUGGUCUACUACUUCCUGGAGGAGAGCACGGGCUACAUGGAGCCCGCCCUAUGGUGCCUGAGCCUGCUGCACACGCUGGUGGCUUUCCUUUGCAUUAUCGGUUACAACUGCCUCAAGGUACCCCUGGUGAUAUUUAAACGGGAGAAGGAGCUGGCCCGGAAGCUGGAGUUUGAUGGCCUCUACAUCACAGAACAGCCCGAGGACGAUGACGUGAAGGGCCAGUGGGACCGGCUGGUACUCAACACACCGUCUUUCCCCAGCAACUACUGGGACAAGUUUGUCAAGCGGAAGGUCCUGGACAAACACGGGGACAUCUUCGGGCGGGAGCGCAUCGCCGAGCUACUGGGCAUGGACCUGGCCUCACUGGAGAUCACAGCCCACAAUGACCGCAAGCCCGACCCCCCUCCGGGCCUACUGACCUGGCUCAUGUCCAUUGAUGUCAAGUAUCAGAUCUGGAAGUUUGGGGUGAUCUUCACCGACAAUUCAUUCCUGUAUCUGGGGUGGUAUAUGGUGAUGUCCCUCCUGGGCCACUACAACAACUUCUUCUUCGCCGCCCACCUGCUGGACAUCGCCAUGGGGGUCAAGACGCUGCGCACCAUUCUCUCCUCAGUCACCCACAAUGGGAAACAGCUGGUGAUGACCGUGGGCCUCCUGGCAGUGGUGGUCUACCUGUACACGGUGGUGGCCUUCAACUUCUUCCGUAAGUUCUACAACAAGAGUGAGGACGAGGAUGAGCCUGACAUGAAGUGCGAUGACAUGAUGACGUGUUACUUGUUUCACAUGUACGUGGGUGUGCGAGCCGGUGGAGGCAUCGGGGAUGAGAUUGAGGACCCAGCAGGCGAUGAAUAUGAGCUCUACCGCGUGGUCUUCGACAUCACUUUCUUCUUCUUCGUCAUCGUCAUCCUGCUGGCCAUCAUCCAGGGUCUCAUUAUUGAUGCUUUUGGGGAACUCCGAGACCAGCAGGAGCAAGUAAAGGAAGAUAUGGAGACCAAGUGCUUCAUCUGUGGAAUUGGCAGCGAUUACUUUGACACCACGCCGCACGGCUUUGAGACACACACGCUGGAGGAGCACAACCUGGCCAAUUAUAUGUUUUUCCUGAUGUAUCUGAUCAACAAGGACGAGACUGAACACACUGGUCAGGAGUCUUACGUCUGGAAGAUGUAUCAGGAGAGGUGUUGGGACUUCUUCCCAGCCGGUGACUGUUUCCGCAAGCAAUAUGAGGACCAGCUGGGCUGAGCCGCCACAGCUGGCCCUCUGCAUCCACCCGAAGUGCCUUAUUCUGUAAGCCCCCCAGACUCCUCCCACGUACCCCUCUAGGGUGGGAAAGGCUCCCUGUACCCAAGAAAUAAAAAAGUCUGUGCUACCCUUCU
Messenger RNA from Ochotona princeps (American pika), 1887 nucleotides. RefSeq names its product ryanodine receptor 1-like. The record is from RefSeq and is a predicted model, not a curated record. Gene Ontology annotation, molecular function: ryanodine-sensitive calcium-release channel activity. Gene Ontology annotation, biological process: calcium ion transport; intracellular calcium ion homeostasis; transmembrane transport. The transcript has 15 exons. NCBI's taxonomy places the organism in Eukaryota, Metazoa, Chordata, Mammalia, Lagomorpha, Ochotonidae. Gene Ontology annotation, cellular component: calcium channel complex; sarcolemma; sarcoplasmic reticulum membrane. The coding region runs from base 251 to 1753 and encodes 500 amino acids.